Anopheles coluzzii is the source of this 3195-nucleotide messenger RNA. Its product is annotated as serine/arginine repetitive matrix protein 1. The transcript is spliced from 7 exons. The record is from RefSeq and is a predicted model, not a curated record. NCBI's taxonomy places the organism in Eukaryota, Metazoa, Arthropoda, Insecta, Diptera, Culicidae. The coding region runs from base 507 to 2456 and encodes 649 amino acids.
AGCAGGAUCGUCGCACAAAGAUGGCGUACUUUUCGAUGUCAAAGCAAACGACAGAGCGGAUGGCGUCGGGUAUCGCGAAAGUUUAACGCAAUUGUUGCGGAAAAAUACUGCUAAAAACGAGCCAAACUAUUCGCGUUCUGGUCGGGAAAAGCAGCGCUCUAACGUUGCCGUGUGCGUCGGAACGCUGCACGAAUGUUCUGCGCGCAGAAAAAGAGACUCGCACGAAAAAACCGUCCCACAAUAACAUAAACACACACACACUCACUCACUCCACGCCCGCUCCACCUAAAUGUCCUGCAUCUGUGGAUCGCAUGGAUUCGGUGGCUCGGUGUAGUGCGUAAACGUAAAACGUGCGUAUCAGCAGAAGAGUGGAUUGCUUUGAUUAGCAUACCGGCAGACCGAAGAGAAACAAAAAGCAUAAAAAAGCAAAAGCUCCACAACCGCGUGUGUGCUACCGUGGUGUUGUUUUUACGGACCGGUACUUGUGUGUCCGCAGCCGCGAAACGAUGUCAUUACGUCGGCGCGACUUAAGUCCACCGCCGCGUGGUCCGGGAGGCGGUGGCCCACUCGGUGGUGGCAGCAAACUUCGCAUGGAUCGAAAUCCCAGCCGGGCGAAGAUAACUGAUCCAAGCCACCCAGCCGGCAAGCGGAAGGAGAUUGAUAUGGUGAUGAAGAAGGCCCGCGCCUUUCCGAAUGAAACCUGGGACAAAAAGCUGCUGGAGGUGGAGGAAAAGGAUCCGAACCGUUGGCGCCAUACGGGCUACAAAAAGCUGUACAUCGAGGACGAUCCGAGCAGCUCCGACUCGGACCGUGGGCCGGGCGGUGCCGGCGGUCGCUAUGGCAACGGCCGACGCAGCCGUUCGCCUCGAUCGCCGCGCCCGCCUCAUCGACGUUCGCCGUCACCGAUGCUAGCGAUGCGCAAGCGGCACAUGUCGCCGCAUUCGCCGGUUCCGAUGCGGCGCCGUUCGCCCUCGCCGUCACCGAUCAGCCGGAAACCGCCACCGCCGGAGCUGAAGCGGCGACCCCGGUCGCCGUCGCCGCGAAUGCGCCGCAAAUCACCGAUGGGUGGCGGCAUGAUGCGUCGUCCCCUGUCGCCUGGUGAAAUGCGCAGGCGACCGUCGCCACCGCCCGGUAUGGGGCCGGAAUCACCGCGCAGGCCGCCCCGCCGCAUGUCACCACAUCUGGGGCCUCCACCCUCAAAGGGUGGCCGUCUUCCGCCGGUACCACGCUCGAAAAGGCCUCCCUCGCCACCGCCAAGGAUGAGCCGAUCGGCGUCCAUGAGCAGCUGUUCCGACGAUUCCUGUUCCGGCUGUUCGGUCGACGAUCAUCGCCGUCGACGUCGCCGUUCUAGAUCUCGGUCGUUUUCCAAUCCGCGCCCGCGCGUUCGUUCGCCGCCGCACAACAACGGUUCGAAAGGCCUCCGCCGCGAAGGUCUCGCGGGAAGUCACGAAAGUCGUCUGCGCCCGAUGAGUCCACCGCCAGUCGAUCCACGGCGUAAGCAUCUGCCGCCACCGCCAGAACCCCUGCCAAAGGGUCAUCGCGUUCCGGAAAAGCCAUCUCGUGAGCAUCGUCCAUCUCGCUCGAUUCCACAGCCGCUGCCAGAGCAGCGAUCACGGCGCCCGCAAACACCGGACUCGGAUCGUGCUUUGUCCCCACCGAAACGCUCCAAACAUGGAGCCAAAUCGUCCAGUUCCGGCCCUGUGCCAGAAGAUGCACGGCCAUCGAAAGUACGUCCAUCGAAACAACGGCUACCACCACCGUCCUCGGACGUGCUGGGCGCGAACGGUCACGAUGCAGCCGUAUCCGGUGCGGCGUCCUCAUCGUCACAAACCGCACAUCCCGCAGCAUCAUCGAGCUCAUCCGGCACGGGCCACAAGAAACACCAUAAGGACAAGAGUGCCGAAAAGCUGCGCGCUCGGGUUAAAAUAGAAGGUGAACCAAAGCGCCGGUCCCGACCUCGUUCGCCGUCGAGCGGGUCGGAAGAAUCGAGCAGCAGUGAAAGCUCGCUGCCCCGCUUUACGGCCACCACUCGGAUGACACUUUCGGAGCGCUUCGGUAAGAUGGCGCAGUGGAGCGUCGACCGGUCGAACAUGGAAAAUAUGCGCAUCACCAAGAACUCGGCCGGCGGUGAUCUGAAAGUGAUGAUCGAGGAGGAGCUCGAAGCACCACCGACCCGUUACACCUAUUCACCUGCCCCGGCCGGUCACUUCCCGGAGGAGCUGAUGACUACUGGACCGAGCGGUCUGUCGUCGUGGGACGAUGUGCGGGUGCGCUACGAAUACUACAAGGGUCGCGGAUACCUGCGCGAUCUCGAUCUGCAGGACUAUGUCAAGUGGGAGGAGUGGUGGUACAAGUACCAGGAAUGGCUCAAACAGGAACGCUACUACGAGCUGUGGGAACGUUCGCAGAUGAGCCGCCGCCGAAAGAAGAUUCCCAUUUCGCAGCGAUUAAACUAGUGUGUAAUUAAUCAAUCGUAGUGACACAACGACAAACGUAUGUUAACUGAAAAAAGAUGUUUUUUUUAGGAAGAAAUAAUCAGUCGUUGAUCAAAACACACUCGUCGCUAAACGCGGAUGAAUUUCGAAAGUAGAUUUUCGUAACCUUUCCGAGCAUCAUUAAUGUACUAUACAGAAUAUUUCAUUUAUUUUAUCUAUUUAAACCAUUAAUAAGAGUUUAGCAUACUUUUAUAGUACAGUUUGAUGCCGGAGUGAUGCGUUUGGUAUAUUUUUCUCUUCAAUAGCUCGUUUGUGUUGGAACUUUUCUUUUUUACCCCAAAAGAAUCCUUGAUAGUAUAGUGCAAUUGUGACGAAUUCAUUUUCAUAUUUACUUCUUUUCUGUUACUCUUCGAUCUAUUUACGAGCUUUUCUAUUCGUUUGUGCAGCGCAGAAUUUAGUUCAGGACAGAACUUACACGGUACCGAACAGUACAGUGUUCUAUUUUCCUUUAUCACAGGCAAGACGUUGGUAAAGUAUGAGGAACUCCUCUAUCUCAGUACAUUUAACAUUACACUUAAAGCUGUAAUAGCCGCAAAAUAAAACAAGCAAACAUGUUUUAAGAGCAAUAAAUGUGUGACCUCAGUUCUCCAGUUACGGCGAGGAUCUUAUUUAAGCAAUGUCGAUGUGCAAAUCAAGAAUAGAUUUUAAACACACAUACACACAAAAUAAAUCCACUUAAUUGUAUGCCUUCAUUACAGAA